AUCACUUGCGGAAGAAGAUAACCCUGAUCCCAUGUACCUAGUUCCCGACCUACUGGAAGAGAUCUUCUUUCGACUGCCACUGAAAUCCAUCGUCAAACUCAGAACCCUCUCAAAACAAUGGAGAUCAAUACUCGAGUCGAGGAGGUUCGAGGAGAGGAGGAGGGGGCGUAUCAUGAAUGCUCAAACGAAGACGACAAUCAUUGCGGGAGGAGACCACGGAAACCAAAUCCCACCGCGGUCCAAAGGGGACGAAGAGGUCGAGAUAGUAUAUCUACAGUGUGAUCUCGCCUCACUACCGUCCAUGUCAUGUGACGGUCUGGUCUGCAUCCCCGAACCAGGCUGGGUCAAUGUUUUCAACCCUUCCACCGGAGAGUCUCUUAGAUUCUCUUCCAGCCGAGAUCCACCGAUUCCCUGUUGUGCUACUGCUAAUCGUUACUCAGAUCAUAUAUUAUAUGAUGUCUUCCCUGGAUAUUGGAGGAUGGGAUUCGGGCGAGACAAUGUGAGUGGGAGCUAUAAAAUAGUGAGGAUGGUCUUUGACAGUCAUUGGGUGAUUCUUGAUGUUAACAUUGGGACGUGGCAGAAACUGAGUCCGCCUCCUUAUGAGAUAGGAUACAAAAGGAAGUCAACAUGUGUAAAUGGGUCCAUCUAUUGGGUAGAAGUAAGUCCUGAUGAUCACAAACUUUUAGCUUUGGAUCUUCAUGCACAAGAGUGGCGUGACGUUGGACUACCGUUAGGAGCACUCGGAAAAUCAUGCCAGGUGGCAAACCUUGACGAACACCGUCUAGCCUUAGCCGCAACCUAUAUUGAGAACGAUCACUGGUUGUUUACUAGGCCAGUGGCGGUUUCUAAGCAAGGAAAUCUUUUCUUGCAAGACAGCAACAAAAGGUUGUUCAAAUGUUACCCAGAGACGGGUGAAGUUCGUUUCAUAGCUGAAGAGAUUUGUGUGAUAUCUCCUUUUGUUGAAAAUUUGGUCCGCCUUGGACGUUUGGACAUCAGGAAACAUGGACUUCAACAUCUAGAUCACGUGCCCUUGUCCUCUCGGAUAUCCAACUUUUUUAGACGAAUGAAACUUAAGACCCCGAGCAUUUUGGCUAUCACCACUGUUGUUGUGACUCUUGUAAUGUUUAGCAAUCGUUCCCGUUUGUCUAGAUCUUGAUAUCAUCUUACGUGGUUUUAUGUUAGUAUUAUCAUGUUUUGCGUUAUCAGAGUAUCAUAAUGUUUAUAGUUGGAAAGGUAAUAUAUGAAAACAGUGCUUUUUUUUA
Messenger RNA from Raphanus sativus (radish), 1262 nucleotides. RefSeq names its product F-box/kelch-repeat protein At2g43270-like. The record is from RefSeq and is a predicted model, not a curated record. Gene Ontology annotation, molecular function: protein binding. The transcript has 2 exons. Bases 32 to 1156 code for a protein of 374 amino acids. Lineage: Eukaryota; Viridiplantae; Streptophyta; Magnoliopsida; Brassicales; Brassicaceae.